AUGUCCCCAGGCUGCUGGGGGGGUGGGGGGGCCGCCUGCCCUUCGCCCACCUGCGCCCCCAGCCCCGCGGGACCCCCCGGCGGUGCCGUCCUCGUGUGCCUGUGCCACGGCCACCUCUGCAACGGGAACACCACGGCGACAGCGACAGGGACAGGGACGGGCACGGCCGUGGGGCUGGGGGGACCCCAGCAGGGCCCAGUGCCCGGCCCGGGGGGGUCCGCGGGGACCCUGUGGCUGUGGGGGGCCGGCUCCCUCCUCCUCAUCCUCCUCACCUGUCUGGGCAUCCUCGGGCUGCGACGGACAAGGACCCACACGGGGCAGCCACCCCGGGGGGGCCGGAGAAUCGGGGUCACCCCAGAGCCCCCCAGCCCGGACCUGCCUGCGCUGCACUUCCUGCAGGUGCUGCAGUCGGGGCGUUUCUCGGCGGUCUGGAGGGGGACCCUUCGCCAGCGGCCCGUGGCCAUCAAGGCGUUCGCGGCGGGAGCCCGCGGGCGCUUCGCGGCAGAACGGGCCGUGCACGCCCUGCCCCUGAUGGAGCACGACAACGUGGCCCGCCUGCUGGGCACCAGGGGAGCCGGGCCCCGCGCCCGCGGGGGGCUCCUCGUCCUGCAGCUCUACCCGGCCGGGUCCCUGCGCCACUUCCUGGGGCAGCACGUGGGCACCUGGGUGGGCAGCGUGCGCCUGGCGCUGUCCCUGGCCCGCGGCCUGGCCUUCCUGCACCAGGAGCUCUGGCGUGACGGACUGUACAAGCCCAGCGUGGUGCACCGGGACCUGAGCAGCCAGAACGUGCUGGUGAGGGAGGACGGGACCUGCGCCAUCGGCGACUUCGGGCUGGCGCUGGCGCUGCCGCCGCGCGCCCAGGACGGCACCGGGGCCCGGCACGCCGUGGCCAUCCGCAAGGCGGGCACCCAGCGGUACCUGGCGCCCGAAAUCCUGGACGAGAGCCUGGACCUGCGGGCCUGGGGCCGUGCCCUGCGCCAGGCCGACGUCUACGCCCUGGCACUGCUGCUCUGGGAGAUCCUGUCGCGCUGCCAGGCCCUCAGCCCCGGAGCCCCUGUGCCAGCGUUCCAGCUGGCCUACGAGGCGGAGCUGGGCUCCAGCCCCACGGGGGCUCAGCUCCGGCGCUUGGCCGCGGACGAGCGGCGGCGGCCGCUCAUCCCCCCCUCCUGGCACCAAACCCCCCAGCCCGGGGGGGCUCUGCCGGAGCUGUUGGAAGAUUGCUGGGACCCCGACCCCGAGGCGCGGCUCUCGGCCGAGCGGGCGCUCCAGCGGCUGCAGCGCCUGGCUGCGGGUCCCGCGCCCCUUCCCGCGCCCCCCACGGCCACGGGGGACCCCGGCCCGCGACCACCCCCCCUUCGCCAGCUGUGCUCGGAGCCCGGGACCCCGGGCCUGGUUUUCCCCCCCCCGCGCAGGGCUGAGCUGGCUCUGGAGCCGCGUUCCCGCCUCAGGGACAGGCGCGUUCUGGAGCCACGUCCCAGCCCCAGCAACCGGCUCCCCCCGCUGCUGCUCCCACUUCGGGACGGGGGUCCCGGGGGCGGUUGGAUCCGGCGAGGGGGAGCUCGGGGAAGUUUCCCUGCGGAGGAGCCUCGCCUGGAGCCCGGACCGGGGCCGCUCGGCCCCUUUUUGUCCCCGGGACCGGCCGGGGCUCGUGGGACGGGCGGAGAAAGGGACCGGGCGGGCUCGGAGCGGGAGAAUCGGGGCCGGCUCUGCUUCCCGAGCCGGGCCAGCGGAGCCAGUUUGGAUGUGGUGGGAUGUCGGGCUGAGCUCGUGGAGGCCGCGGCAAAACCCCUCCGGUUUGCCAGCGAGGCAGCGCUGCCCCGGCCCGCGGGCGAACCCCCAGCCCUGCCCCGGCCGCGGUUAAACUUUGAUGGGGCAAAAGCGAGGGCUGAAAUGGGAGUUUAUUUACCGGAUUCCCAUUAA
Molecule: messenger RNA, 1920 nt
Organism: Empidonax traillii (willow flycatcher)
Lineage: Eukaryota; Metazoa; Chordata; Aves; Passeriformes; Tyrannidae
Gene: AMHR2
Product: anti-Mullerian hormone receptor type 2
Exons: 10
Coding region: 1-1920 (639 amino acids)
Biological process (GO): protein phosphorylation; BMP signaling pathway; cellular response to growth factor stimulus
Cellular component (GO): signaling receptor complex; plasma membrane
Molecular function (GO): transforming growth factor beta receptor activity; ATP binding
Source: RefSeq, a predicted model, not a curated record